Dendronephthya gigantea is the source of this 2590-nucleotide messenger RNA. Its product is annotated as growth arrest-specific protein 2-like. NCBI's taxonomy places the organism in Eukaryota, Metazoa, Cnidaria, Anthozoa, Malacalcyonacea, Nephtheidae. Gene Ontology annotation, molecular function: actin filament binding; microtubule binding; cytoskeletal adaptor activity. The record is from RefSeq and is a predicted model, not a curated record. Gene Ontology annotation, biological process: actin crosslink formation. The transcript is spliced from 4 exons. Bases 1191 to 2063 code for a protein of 290 amino acids. Gene Ontology annotation, cellular component: actin filament.
UUUUUAAGUUCCUACUAGUGCUUAAAUGUCGAGGAUGUGCGAAUAGAAAUUUAGAAUACGCGUUGAUGGUCCCGACGAUCUCUAAAUCACUGCGAAGUUUGUUUAGUUAGACUUAUAGCUAUUAGUUAGUCUGUUAUUAGUAAUUAUUAGUCUGUGGUAACACCGGGGCGAACUAUAGUGAAGAAUUUUGAAUUUUCUUUACGGUUUACGGUUUUAAAAAGUAUGCAGGUGUAAGGGUCCACAUAAUUCGCUUUAGUUUUGAUAAUAUUCUUGCUCGUGAUAUUUAGUCGGAAAUAUAUUUUAUAAUUAUAUUGUGUUUCGGCUGCCACCUGCUGAAAAUCAUUCAAGCAUGUCUCAUUUUCGACGAAACGCAGGUCUGCAUACUGUCCACGUUUUUUAAAUCGAGGUAUAUGGUGUCACGUGGGAGAUUGGUUACAGGAUUACAUUGACUUCUGCACAUCCGUUCUGCGCAUAACAAAUUGCAAAAAUUGCAAAUCAGUAUGAGCAAGAAAUUGCAAAUUAUGAGAAAGAGGCUGCUGAAGAGGUUCUGGAAGAGGUGGAAAUAAAGUGUGCGAAUGAAGAAGAGAAAGUAUAACAAUACGAGCAAUGGUCUCUACUAAUGGAAACCGCCAAAUUCCGAAACAAACCUCUUUGGAAACCUCUGCAGGGGAGAGGGACAAUCGAAUGGUGAUUUUUUACAUCGACUAAUUUGCACGGCUUUUCGGGGGUCUAUUACGAUAAACAUAAGUUUCAGCACAGUUAACUGUCGUUUGUACUGGUUUCAGUUUAAUUAAAGAUGUAAUAUUAACAUUAAUCGCGCUCAAUUGCGUGAUAAAAUGUACGAGUUUUUCACGACAACGAGUCGACGUUUUCCGAAUGCGUUAUCACGUGGUUUCAACCUUGUUCAGUUGUGUAAAUAAUAAACACUUUUAAAAUGGCGCGCGUCAGGGAGUGAGUGUUAUGUCGUUAUAGAACAUGUGUUUCGCCUUAGAGCUUUGAUUCGUGAUCAGACGAUACCGUUUUUCUGCUCGAGUUAAUAUUUUGGACAAGAGUUUUUAAAAUGUACUUUUGAUGUGAAUUGUUUUUGAACAAUAAUAUACAAUUUGGCAAGAGUCUAUUAUUGACUGACAACUUGAUCUCCAAAGCUUUUAGCCAACAUUAUUAAGGCUAGUUUCAGGUUGUUUUUAAAGAUGUCUGGUGAUAUUCAAGACCACGCGGGUCUAUGGGAUGAAACCUCUGCUUUGGACAUUUCAGCCUGUAUUGCAGAAAAAGCUGAAGAGACCUUGGCUCCUCUUAAAGAAGAUUUAGUUGAUUGGUUAAAAAAAUUGUUUGAGGUUGACAUUACUGUUAACAAUUUUAUGGAAUUUCUUGAUAAUGGUGUCCUUGUAUCAAAGGUUGCCGAAAUGGUCCAUUGUGCUGCUGAACAGUAUUACCAGGCUGGCAAAACUAAGUUCUCUGUGCCGAGGUAUGAGUUUCGAUACCACAAAAAAGCAAAGUCUGGCACAUUUUUCGCAAGGGAUAAUGUGGCAUUUUUUUUGGACUGGUGCAGAUGUUUUGGGGUAAGCGAGUCAGUGUUGUUUGAGUCAGAUGGACUGGUUAUGCAUAAACAACCUCGCGAGGUGGUCCUGUGCCUCCUUGAGGUUGCAAGGCUUGCUGCCAAUUAUGGGAUUGAGCCACCAGGUAUUGUUAACCUGGAGAAGGAAAUUGAUGAAGAAAUUGCAAAUUAUGAGAAAGAGGCUGCUGAAGAGGUUUUGGAAGAGGUGGAAAUGAAAUGUGCCAAGGAAGAAGAGAAAGUAUCAGUGAAGCAAACUAAUAACAAUGUGAGCAGUGGACUUUCACUUGAUAAGGAGGUAUCUCAACUUGCCAAAGCACAUGGUGUAAAAAUAAAAAAGGUAAAGGAAGGUCGAUAUGUUGUCGAAGGAAGGAUAACAAUAUUUGUCAGGAUUCUUCGCAACCAUGUAAUGGUUCGAGUUGGAGGUGGCUGGGAUACUUUGGACAAUUUUUUAAGUCGCCAUGAUGCCAGUAAAAUUGGCAGGAUUUUAACGUCCAAGGCAAUAAAAUAAAGGUACAGAUCUGUGAUCAUGGUUACCACCAAGUUUAAUUUAUUGUGUGCGAGUAAAUUGUAGAUUUUUAUAUUAUUUAUAUAAUUUAUAGCCAUAGGUUUUAAAUAAACAUUAAUUUGUGGCAUGCAUGCAAGUGGCUGUCAAAAAUAUGGAGACUUUUCACCAUGUUUAUAAUUUUUACUGUUUUUAUUUAUAUUUAAUUAUUCUAACCGUAUGUUUUAUUAAUAUUAAGGUAUAUGAUCUAAUUGUAAUUUACAUUGUUGUAACAUAUAAUAGUAUGAUAAUGGAUAUGCACUGUUUAACAGUAGUUUCAUUUUUUUAAAUUAAUUUAAAAGUUUCAUGACCACGUAUUAUUUAUAUUUUUUAUUGAUUUACCGUAGCUGUGUACUUUGUAUCUACGAAGAUUAAAGUUGGUAUUUGUGUUUGAUUUUAAAGUCUCGCACAAAAGGAUGAACGCUUAAUGUUACACUUUUAUACAAUACAGUGAUGAGAUGUGUUCUAUUUCUAUUAAGAAAUAAUGAGCUACA